UCCAACUCUCCAAAUAUUUUCUUACCCUCUCUCUCUCUAUACAUUUCUCUCUGUAAAUUAGAAAUUAAAAUAAAUAUUGCAUCAAUCUCUCGUCAAUCAAGAACUGUUCUUGUCAAAUCAAUCAAUCGGAGAGACUUGGAAAUGGAUGUUAAAGGUGAGAGGAACUCGGAGGAAAUAGUUCCGAUGAUGAUGAAUAAUAGCAGUGAUGAUCAAGAAGAUGAAAUGAUGAUGGAAGAAGAUCUUCGAAGAGGCCCCUGGACUAUCGAAGAAGACUUCGCUCUCAUGAAUUACAUCUCUCAAAAUGGUGAAGGCCGCUGGAAUUCUCUUGCUCGCUCUGCAGGAUUGAAGAGAACCGGAAAGAGCUGCAGAUUAAGGUGGCUCAAUUAUUUACGUCCGGAUGUCCGACGUGGAAACAUCACUCUUGAAGAGCAACUCUUGAUUCUCGAACUUCAUUCUCGUUGGGGCAACCGAUGGUCGAAAAUUGCUCAACACUUGCCGGGGAGAACAGAUAAUGAGAUCAAGAAUUACUGGAGGACGAGAGUUCAGAAACAUGCGAAACAGCUCAAAUGUGACGUGAAUAGCAAGCAAUUUAAAGAUACCAUGCGUUAUCUUUGGAUGCCUAGAUUAGUUGAAAGAAUUCAAGCUGCUGGUGGCAAUACCGGUGCUUGUAGUGCUGCUGCUCCCGGUGAAUCGUCCUUAGCCAUUGCCACCGGAGAUUCUUCAUUCACGACAGCCAACCCGACUUGCUACAAUACCAACAACAUUAGUAAUUCUGGUUUUUCUAGCCAAGUGAUGGUGCCACAGACUAAUGGUAUGAUGUACAACAGUUAUGAGGGGAUGAUCCAGUCGUCAAUGAAUAAUUCGAGUAGCUUCACACCGGCAAAUUCAGGCACCACUGGCUCGUCGGACUCGUUUGGGAGAUCACAAGUAUCUCCGGUCUCGGACAUGACUGAUUGCUACAAUUAUCCUCCGGUUAAUCCUAAACCUAAUCAAGAUUAUUACUUUCAAGAUCAGCUUGGCUUCACAGAUACCCUAGUCAGCCCUAUGGGUUAUUACAACUCCAAUGCCGGAUUUCAAUGCAUGGAGCCAAAUACUAGUAAUCCAUGGAUGGACGGUGGGGAUUUAUCGGAUAACUUGUGGAGUGUUGAGGAUAUGUGCUUACUGAGCCAGCAAUUCAACAACAACAACAUCUAAAUGAUGAAUAUGAGCCUUCAAUAUGUACGAGGGUAUAUAUAUUUCAUCAAUCUCUAGUUGUAAAAUUUUCCCUUUCACUUUCUUGUGUUCUUUUUCUAUUUUGAUUGCUGGGGGACUAAUUAAUUGCAAAAUUGAGAUUAUAUAAUCUCAUUCUUUGAGAACUAUAACAUAGACAAAUUAUGUUAAUGUUUGUUUGUAGAUGAAUUGAAGUAUUGAAAAUAUUGCAGAGAUUUGCUUAA
This is a messenger RNA of Daucus carota subsp. sativus, 1433 nucleotides long. Its product is annotated as transcription factor MYB108. Gene Ontology annotation, molecular function: sequence-specific DNA binding; DNA-binding transcription factor activity. Lineage: Eukaryota; Viridiplantae; Streptophyta; Magnoliopsida; Apiales; Apiaceae. Gene Ontology annotation, cellular component: nucleus. Gene Ontology annotation, biological process: regulation of DNA-templated transcription. The record is from RefSeq and is a predicted model, not a curated record. The transcript has 3 exons. Bases 142 to 1194 code for a protein of 350 amino acids.